This is a messenger RNA of Hypanus sabinus (Atlantic stingray), 7603 nucleotides long. It is a transcript of the gene ccdc186, whose product is annotated as coiled-coil domain-containing protein 186. Gene Ontology annotation, biological process: vesicle cytoskeletal trafficking. NCBI's taxonomy places the organism in Eukaryota, Metazoa, Chordata, Chondrichthyes, Myliobatiformes, Dasyatidae. The record is from RefSeq and is a predicted model, not a curated record. Gene Ontology annotation, molecular function: small GTPase binding. Gene Ontology annotation, cellular component: trans-Golgi network. The transcript has 17 exons. Bases 289 to 3138 code for a protein of 949 amino acids.
UCCGGAGCUGCGGCAGUGACGGAGGAGGGUUUUUAGAGGCCGGAGCUGCGGCAUUGAUUGCCAGUACUUCAGGUGGCAACUAAAGCGUUUGGCUUUACCACCUUGUGAAAUUUUCGAGAGCGAGUAAAUGCUGGUGCUCACUGCUGAUACUCGAACUGAAGCUGUGACGGUUCUGUCCUGACUGGGAGAUGGUGCAAUCCUGAGGAGGACUUGGUCCGGGCUAAAACUGGAACUGGGAGCAAAGGCUGGGGCCGGGCUGAAUGAGGAUAAAUAUUUGAGUGACAGAGAAUGGAGCAACAAGCAGAUGAGCUGGUUACGCUAGAGAUUGAUGAACAGAUGUCAAAUUGUGACCAUGAGAAAGUAAAUCUGUCGAUGAUUGAUGGUGUCAAAAGUGAUGAAGUUGUUAAUGGCAUCACAGAUGAGGAAACUUAUGCACAAAAUGGCACAUGUCUUGAGUCAGAGAUGUAUUCAGCAACCAAGACACUAACAUUAAAAGAAGAUAUAAAUUCAGAACAUAGCGAUGGAUUUGCUGAAACACAAGUGAAUGUAAAGAUUGAACAGUAUAUGAAUAACUUGACAGAUCCUGGUGGAAGUGGAGAACCAUGUGCUCUAACAUCUUUCAGUAGUAAUAUGGGAAUAGGAACAGAAUGUAAAGAAAAAGUGAUUGAUUGUGGAGAAUUUGUUACAUCAGUCAGUGAUCAAACAUUUAAUCCCAUAUCAGAGAAGUCGACACAGGCAGAGACUACUGAUUGGCGCAAAUGCGUAUCUCACCCUUCACAGAAGAUUGAUUCAGCAAGUCCUUUUGAUACCAAGAUAACUAAGGAUCUAAUAUCCAGGAUGGAAUUUGAAUCUUCUCAAGAUGCUUUGCUGGAUGAGCUAGAAUCAGAAUAUAGUAAUUUUUCAACUGAUCCGUCAGUGACUACCAGUUUACCUAAUGGAAUUACAAAAGAAAGAAGCGCUGUAGUCAUAUUCAGUGAAUCUCUGCAAAAUAAAUGUCUUCAUCAAGCAAGCAAAAUAAAGAAAUUAACAGAAGAAAACAGAAAACAUCAGGAAAUGAUUGUGGAGAUAUGUGCAGAAAAAGACAACUUGAAGGAUGAACUGAAAAAGCGUUCGGUAACAGAAAAGCAACAUAUCAACACAAUAAAACUAAUGGAAGCCAAAGUUGAAAGCCUAAUGGAGGAAAUAAAAACGGCGAAGGAAAGGCUGAUUUCUCAGGAUGCUGCGGCCAAAAACGCCAUUCAACAAUUGCAAAGAAAUCUGACUUUUCAGAUAGAGCAAACUAAUAGAAAAUGUGAAGAGGCUCGACAAGAAAAAGAAGCCAUGGUAAUGAAAUACGUUCGUGGAGAAAAAGAGGCACUUGAUCUUCGAAAAGAGAAGGAAGGGAUUGAAAAGAAGUUACGUGAUACAAACCGAGAGCUGGAGAAACUGACAAUGAAGACCAAGCAGCUCACACAAGAGAAGACAAGAUUGCAACAGCUAUACGAGGCAAAGGAAGGGGAAGCCACAAGGCUCAACAGAGAGGUUGAAAAACUGAAGGAAGACAUUAAUUCCAACAUCAUCAAGGUGAAAUGGGCCCAAAACAAGUUAAAAAGCGAAAUGGAUACACACAAGGAAACUCGAGAAAAACUGAAGGAAACAACGGUCAGGUUAACUCAGGCUAAAGAAGAGACAGAACAAAUUCGGAGAAACUGUCAAGACAUGAUCAAAACCUAUCAGGAAUCUGAAGAAAUUAAGUCCAAUGAGUUAGAUGCCAAACUUCGAGAGACCAAAGGAGAACUGGAAAAACGUUUGCAGGAAAAAUCUGAUGAAAUGGAGAUCCACCUUGCUCAAAUAAAAGAACUUGAUGAUCUGAAGAAAACUUUUAAGGAAGGGAUGGAUGAGUUGCAUACUUUGAGAACAAAGGUGCAAUGUCUUGAAGAUGAGCGACUGAGGACAGAAGAUGAACUGUCAAAGUAUAAAGAAAUAAUCAACCGACAAAAAGCAGAAUGCCAAUCUUUGCAUGAGCGUGUCAAGUUGGUAAACCAGUUGCAGGAACAACUUGAAGGAAAUGAACAAGAGAUUCAGUCACUGAAGGAAGAGGUUGACAACCUGAAUUCGCUCAUUACAGAUUUGCAAGAGGAUAUUGAAGGGAGUCGUAGAAAAGAAUCUGAGUUGCUUGUAUUCACAGAAAAAUUGACAAGCAAAAAUGCACAACUUCAGUCUGAAAACAAUACACUACAGACACAACUUGACAGACUAAGCAUUCGUGAACGGCAACUGAGUGGGCAGCUUGAAGAGCUAGGACAGACCAAUGUUGAGCUGGUGGACAGAUUGCAGAAAGAACAGCAACUACGGCAAGAAGAUGUGAAAACUCUGCAAAAUGAGGUGAUCGGUGAACAAAAGGAAGUGAGUAGGCUGAAUUUACAAGUGGAGGAGCUGAAAGAUGAGCUUGCCACACAGAAACGAAAGAAAGCAACAAAUAUUAAAGACCUCACGAAACAGCUUCAGCAAGUACGCCGACGAUUGGAACAAGUGGAAAAUGGAAACUGUGACAGCAAAGAGGCGAGCAGCAUGGGAAGUCGUUCAAGUUCAUCAGGUAAACAAAAAAAUGUCACAAAGAAGUAUAAUAAAUUGUCGCAUGAAACUGGUUCUCUAGAUGCUCGAUACAGUAAAGAGGAGAGGUCUCCGGAGAAUAGUGGCUGUUCUGUGCAGGCAGAUAACUUUCCAGAGGUGGACAAGGCUAUACUAAUAGAACGAAUUGUGCGACUGCAGAAAGCUCAUGCACGUAAAAAUGAAAAGAUUGAGUUCAUGGAGGAUCAUAUCAAACAAUUGGUGGAUGAAAUACGAAAGAAAACGAGAAUCAUUCAGAGUUAUAUUCUGAGGGAAGAAUCUGGUGCAUUGUCCUCAGAAGCAUCUGAUUUCAAUAAAGCCCAAUUGAGCAGACGUGGGGGAAUCAUGGCUUCACUUUACACUUCACAUCCAGUAGACAGUGGUCUAACAUUGGAGCUCUCUUUGGAAAUAAACAGGAAGUUGCAAGCUGUACUGGAAGACACGCUGUUAAAGAAUAUAACACUCAAGGAAAACUUGCAGACUCUGGGUACAGAAAUAGAACGUCUGAUCAGGUGCCAGCAUGAAUUGAAACAGCAACUAAAGAACUGAAUUGGCACAGUUCUCUGUUUAAGCAACUCCAUUGUGAAUUCAAGGGAACAGGUGUUGGACAGAUCGAGAUCGUACAUCACUCAUGACUCAGACAAGUAUAUAUUAUUUGCCUUCACGAGAUAAUGUUGCUACUAAAAUACAGGUUUGGAAUAUUCAUUAUGCUGCAUUGAACUGACUUUUGUGAAACAACUUUCAGAAGCAAGUUUGAUGUUAACACUCCAAGAUACCAUGUAACUGUAAUCUGCUACAAAAGUAAUGAAUGAAGACUGCUACAAUCAGCUCAGAGUAACAACUAUUGGAUGUUGAUCAUUCUUCUAUGCUAUUUGUUGUUCUUAAAAAAGCAAUGAAUACCAUGUCUCCCUAGAUGAGAAUGUUUAAUCACGAAGGUUUUGGGACUAUAGUGCAAUUAUACAAUGCAACACUGGAAAUUUUCAGCUAAUGACCUAAGUUUUUAUUUUAGUGUUCAUUUGAUUUCAAAAAUUCAAAUAGGGCUGAGGCAAAUGAAGUGCAUAUCCAUCCAAAUGUCUGCCAGAUUUCAUAUCCUUACUUUAAUACUUACUUUAAUACUUCAAGUACAACUUUUCAGGAAUUGAAUAAUUUUAUUUCUCUCAAUUUUAUAUGUAAUAUGAAUGUAUUAUGUCUGUUAGGCCAAAUUAAUGGAUUCAUAAUCCAAUUAACCAAAUUGUACCUCAAAUCUAAUGAGGUCAGGAUAUUUGGUGUUGAUUGAGUUAUGCUUCAUGUAAGUGUAUGGUCAUUUGUUAUAGUAGAAUGUUAGAAAUGCUGAUAAUGAAAAAUGAUUUAGAUUUUUUUGGGGGGGGGAAAUAGAAGGAAAAUUUCAAUUUGUUGAGAAGGAAAAGAAGAUGGUGACCACACUAAGGUCAGUGAUCAAAACUAAUUUCUCAGAUUGAUACAAAUAAUAUAUUGAUCAAUGGUCAUUUCAGUUGGAGGAUAGCAUUCUGAUGUUGCCCUUGGAUAAGAAUUGACUUUUUUUUAAAAAAAGCAGGUUUUUUUCUUCUGUGAAAUCUAAUGGAAAUGCACUUUAAAUUCAAAUUAUUGCCUUCCAAAUUGCACAGUUACGUUUGUUAUUGUAGUACAAAUUUCUUUUCUCAAUAUUUCAAAUAUUUUUCUUCCAAUUCAUUCAUUAUCUGUUGCAACAGUAAUGUAGUUUAUUUUGGAAAUUCAUUUGUAAAACUAAGUUGUAGAUACAUUUCUGUAUAAAGAGGAGUUUUUAAAGUUUUAAUCUAUUAUAUGUAUAUAUGGCAGUAUGGAUGAAUAAAUUACUUUUUGUGUCUUAUUUUGCUGCUAUGUUAGAUUAUUAGAUGAUUAACCUCAUAAUUUUAAGGGGAAGUAAAUUCUACAAAAUUUAUUUGGCUUGUCUGUAACGUGUGUAUUGAUCUGUUGUUUUGGAAACAGAACAUAUUCCUUCAAAGCACGAAUCCUUAAAAUCAUAGAAAAGUACAGGCCAUUCAGUCCAAUUAGUCCAUGCCAAACUGUUUAAACUGCCUUCUCCCAUUCACCCGCACUGGGACCACAAGCCUCCAUUGUUUGUAUUUAUUUGACAUCUAUCCUAUAAUAUUACAAUGAAAGGAGAAUCAAUAAAUUAAGUAGCAAUUCCAAUUUAAAUUAAUUAAUUAAUUUUACCCAAGGGGAAGAGCAAAGGAAAUUUGUUUUCCAGGCUUCAAUGACCUGUUGUGCUUUGCAGACAAUGAUUACCAUUAGAAUUGUAAUCACUGUGUUAAGGUAGAGAAAGCAGUUGUUAAUGUGUGCACAGCAAGAUCCCACAGACCAACAAAUAGAUUAAAUGUUUGUAGAAUAUAGCUCCUGGCUCUGUCCCUGUGAUUUUAUUUUGAGUAAAGCUGGGAGUGUUUUUAUGACUGCCCAAGAGAGCUGUUUAAUGUUCUAUCCAAAAUCUUUGGCAAUGUAUUCUCUGAUUUUGGGAAGAAAAAUUGCCAUUGUAGCAAACAGAAAUGGAAGUUUGUGUUUGCUAUCUCUUUCUGAAAAGAAGUUGGUGUUAUUUAGAGCAGUUGGGUAAUUGAAUUUUAGACAUUCAGAUAGCUGUGUGCAAGAGAAACUAGUGUGCUAGACCAGUAUAUAGGAAUAAAAAGCUUUGAAAACGAUCCUUGGGGGCAGUAAGGGUGGCGGAAGUGUAUUGGAGAUGAAAUUCUGUUUAAAGAUUCUAUUUAGAAAGAAUAUCAGCUUAACUAUACAGUACCAGAUGAAUUUUGCAAGUGAGUGAUUAUCUCAUGCAAACACUGAAUUGUGAAUGUAUUACUUCAUUGUUUUAGACAUAGUAAAAUUCCUAUGGUUUUACAAAUACUCCAGGGUUUUUUUUUGUUUUCCCUUAGAAUGUGAGGUAUAAAUGACCAAAUUUAUUACAUAUAUUUGAAAUAGGAACUUCAUGCCAUAAACAUUCUCUUAAACAUCCAUGAUUAUUUUUCUUAUUUUAAGUAAAUUGGUAUUUCCCUUGCUCUUCCUCUCAGCCUCUAACCCUGCUGCAGCAUGAUACUAAAUGUAAUCAUCUGAAAGUAAUUCCUUGUAAACUGAGUUUUUUAAAUGCUUAUUUUCCUUCCUUUAGUAAAGAGCUGUUUUAAACCCCAUUUACCUCUUUAGGCAUUUGUGAUGAAAGUUAGAGGUGGGGGGAAAGGAAUGAUUUAACGUGGUUUAAGAGCAUCGGUCUCUUGCUUAAAUAAAAGACCGCCAUCAGUCUCUCAUUUCUUCAUUGCUGUCCAUCUGUAGGGCUUAAGUCAGGACAGGAUGGUGUACUGAACGUGGGUGCCUCUGUUUGUUGAUGGUGCAUUCUGCAUUACAAUCUUUAUAUCUUGAGGACAGGAAGUUUUUUGAUAUUAGUGCUUAGGCCCAGGUGAGAAGAAGAUACCUGUUUUGAGGAACAGAUGGGUAAGUUGGGCCUUUACUCAUUGGCAUUCAGAAGAAUAAGAACUGAUCUGCUUGAAACAGAAGAUUCUAAGAUCUUACGCCUUGGAGGAAAAUCCAGAUUUGUGGAGGAAUUUUUUAGUAAGGGGCCAAGCAGUUCAAUGGAUAAGGAAGAGCUUGUUUUAUCAAAAAGUCAUGGCCAUUUUGAAUUCUGCACCUUGGAGAGCUUUGCAAGACUAACAUUUAGUAUAUUAAAAUCUAAAAUAAACUUUUGAUCUAUAGCAGGGUUAAGGGAGACAGACAGUAAAGUGGAGUGGUAACCAUGAUCCUACUGAAUGGUGGAGUAGGCUCAAUAAGCCCUAUGGCCAAUUCUUUGUUUCCUAUGUCGUAGUACAUCCUUAUGGGUUCACAAAACAAAGACAAGACCUUAUGGCGUACAGUACUAGUCUUAGGCACCCUAGAUUUUUAUGGUUUCAGAUGGUAUGCCCUCUUCAAAGCCCUGAUCUAAACAUCAAGGAGACUGUCUGGGAUUACCUGGAAAGACAGAAGCAAGCGACACAGCCAAGGUCUGCAGAAGAACUAUGACAAGUUAUCUAAGAUGCUUGGAACAACCUACCAGUCAUUUUCUUAUAGAACUGCAUGAUUAUACCUAAGAGAACUGAUUAGGUUUUAAAGGCAAAGUGUGGUCACACCAAAUAUUGAUUUGAUUUAGUUUGUUUACUGCUUUUUAUAGUUUUUUGAUAUUUAGAAACCUUGCAUUUCAUUAUUUUUAAAGCAUUGUUAUGAGUGAUGAACAGACCUGAUGGACAAUGGGGUGCAGAGUUAACCCCUUGAGAACCACAAACUAUUACUGUUGCUAUACUGCUCAUGAGAGAGAGAGAGAGAGAGAUGAAACACGGGCAAGAACAUCUGCUACAGAUAAGAGGGGGAAAGAGACUGUUGAUUUACUGUAUUAUGACUCUUCCUGGAUUAUUCACCUUCCGCUACAAGGACUUUACUUUGCUUGUUAACAUUCCUCAGGAGAUAGCAGGAGUGGCCUGAUUUGAUGGACACGGUCAUUCAGAGUUGAUGGAUGGCUGAGACCCCGUGAGUGGGGAUAAAAGACAGGUCUGGAGAGACACCCUUCAGACACACCAGUGAACACUGACUGUAUGUUGGGAACCCACAGAAAGGUGGGGGCUUCGGAGACAGAACCAAGAGAUCAGUCAGUAAAGCUCACAGUAUUACAGCAGGGCCGGUGGGGACUUGUGUGUGUGUUUGUCCACUCAUGCCAGAGUGAUGAGUCCACCACAGAAGAACGGUCUAUCUGAAGACCAGAGGGGUCAUAACUGAAUGACACAACGAUACGACGGAUUAAGAAAGCCACAAAAGGUUUGCCUGCCGCAGCUGUUGCUGUUACAUAUCGCUCGCUCUCGCUCUCGCUCUCAACAAUUUCAAUACAACCAUAACUACCUCAGCAUUUAUGAACUGAACUCUAUACUUUCCUAUGACAAUUCAUUUACCCCUAGACAUCAAUAGAGCUUGUUUAUUAUUGAUUAUUAUUAUUCCUACACUUUUAGAUUUAUUACUGCUAACUUGUUUUAUAUGUAUAUUU